GUUGGGCUGGAUGCCAGGCGGUUCGAUGAAUCAAUAGGACAUUGUGUGAUGCCAUUUGCUUCCAUAUAUAAGAACGAAUAAGUAUCAUAUGAGAUGGUUAUUAGUCUACGAGUACGUAACUGUAACAAUUGACCGAUCAAAUUAAUACCUAUCUACUUCGAUAUGUUUCGCGUUACUUCUUUCAUCGUUCUGUGUUUGUUAUUUUCACUAUGCCACUGUGUGCAUCAACCUUACCAACAACUGGGCCCUCAAAGAUACGAAAUAGAAGAAGAUCCAGCCAAACAAUCCGUACCAGCUUCCUAUCAUAGAACUAUACUAGCUCCUAAACAAGCUUACGACCAGAAUCAACUCAACCAAUACUACCAAUUACAGCAAUUAAACCAACUAAAUCAACUCCAACAACAACAAGCAGCUGCUGCAGCUGGUAAUCCGCAGAAUCAUCAGUAUCUGGCAUCUUUGCAACAAUUCUACGCUGCUUCGAAACAACCUCAGAAUGCUUAUUCGGCUGCUCCGGCUGCUCAGUCUCAAUACGUUCCUCAGCAAGCUGCUCAACAGCAAGGGUAUCCUCAGCCUUUAGGAGUGCUCUAUUCGGCCGCAUCUGAUGUGUCGCAGUUUCAAUUUAGCGGUAAUGGUGUUAAUUAUUCUUUCUAAUGUGAUCUACACUCGACUAAUAUUAACUAAUUAAUUAAUUGAUUUUUUAUACUUUUUUAUAAUUAAACGAUAUUUUUUUAAA
Molecule: messenger RNA, 733 nt
Organism: Planococcus citri (citrus mealybug)
Lineage: Eukaryota; Metazoa; Arthropoda; Insecta; Hemiptera; Pseudococcidae
Product: basic-leucine zipper transcription factor A-like
Exons: 2
Coding region: 163-651 (162 amino acids)
Source: RefSeq, a predicted model, not a curated record